Messenger RNA from Mandrillus leucophaeus (drill), 3347 nucleotides. RefSeq names its product ATPase, H+/K+ transporting, nongastric, alpha polypeptide (gene ATP12A). The transcript is spliced from 22 exons. Gene Ontology annotation, biological process: proton transmembrane transport; potassium ion import across plasma membrane; sodium ion export across plasma membrane. Gene Ontology annotation, molecular function: ATP binding; P-type sodium:potassium-exchanging transporter activity; ATP hydrolysis activity. The coding region runs from base 325 to 3084 and encodes 919 amino acids. The record is from RefSeq and is a predicted model, not a curated record. NCBI's taxonomy places the organism in Eukaryota, Metazoa, Chordata, Mammalia, Primates, Cercopithecidae. Gene Ontology annotation, cellular component: membrane.
CAGCAAACCCCAGAAAUUUACUCCGUGGAGCUCAGCGGAACUAAGGACAUCGUGAAAACAGACAAGGGGGAUGGCAAGGAGAAGUACAGGGGUCUGAAGAAAAACUGCCUGGAACGCAAAAAGAAAAAUCACAAAGAGGAGUUUCAGAAAGAACUCCAUCUGGAUGACCACAAACUCAGCAAUAGGGAAUUGGAAAAGAAAUAUGGCACAGACAUCAUUACGGGUCUCUCCAGCACCAGAGCCGCCGAGCUCCUGGCCCGGGAUGGGCCCAACUCCCUCACCCCUCCCAAGCAGACGCCUGAGAUCGUCAAGUUCCUCAAGCAGAUGGUGGGGGGGUUCUCUGUCCUCCUGUGGGUGGGCGCCUUUCUCUGUUGGAUUGCAUUUGGGAUUGAGUACUCCAGCAACAAGUCUGCAUCCCUGAACAACGUGUACUUGGGCUCUGUGCUUGUCCUGGUGGUCAUUUUCACGGGGAUCUUUGCUUAUUACCAAGAGGCAAAAAGCACCAACAUCAUGUCCAGCUUCAAAAAGAUGAUCCCUCAGCAAGCUCUGGUCAUCCGCGAUUCCGAGAAGAAGACCAUCCCUUCAGAGCAGCUGGUGGUGGGGGACAUUGUGGAGGUCAAAGGAGGAGACCAGAUCCCCGCAGACAUCAGGGUGCUGUCUUCUCAGGGGUGCCGGGUGGAUAACUCGUCUCUCACGGGGGAAUCUGAGCCCCAGCCCCGCUCCUCUGAGUUUACCCAUGAAAACCCCCUGGAAACGAAGAACAUCUGCUUCUAUUCCACAACGUGUCUGGAAGGCACCAUCACCGGCAUGGUCAUCAACACGGGUGACCGCACCAUCAUUGGCCAUAUCGCCUCUUUGGCCUCAGGAGUUGGAAAUGAGAAGACGCCCAUUGCCAUUGAGAUCGAGCACUUCGUUCACAUUGUGGCAGGAGUGGCUGUCUCCAUCGGCAUCCUUUUCUUCAUCAUCGCAGUGUCCAUGAAUUAUCGAGUCCUGGAUUCCAUCAUCUUCCUCAUUGGCAUCAUUGUGGCCAAUGUGCCCGAGGGCCUCCUGGCCACGGUCACUGUGACCCUGUCGCUGACAGCAAAACGGAUGGCCAAGAAGAACUGCCUGGUGAAGAACCUGGAGGCUGUGGAGACCCUCGGCUCCACCUCCAUCAUCUGCUCAGACAAGACCGGGACGCUGACCCAGAACAGGAUGACAGUGGCCCAUCUGUGGUUCGACAAUCAGAUCUUUGUGGCUGACACCAGUGAAAACCAUUCAAGCCAGGUCUUUGACCAAAGCUCUAGGACUUGGGCCUCCUUAUCCAAGAUAAUAACAUUGUGUAACCGAGCCGAGUUCAAGCCAGGACAGGAAAAUGUCCCCAUCAUGAAGAAAGCUGUGAUUGGAGAUGCCUCAGAAACUGCUCUUUUAAAAUUCUCAGAGGUCAUUUUGGGUGAUGUGAUGGAAAUUAGAAAAAGAAACCGCAAAGUAGCUGAAAUCCCUUUUAACUCUACUAAUAAAUUUCAGCUCUCCAUCCACGAGACGGAUGACCCCCACGACAAGCGCUUCCUCAUGGUGAUGAAGGGGGCCCCUGAGCGCAUCCUAGAGAAAUGCAGCACCAUCAUGAUCAGUGGCGAGGAGCACCCACUGGAUGAGAGCACCGCCAAGGCCUUCCACACGGCCUACAUGGAGCUGGGCGGGCUGGGCGAGCGUGUGCUGGCCUGCUCCACUGACGUUUGCAAAGCAGUGGGCCAGGCUGAAAAUAAACUGGAUGUGAAAGCUGAUCACACGAUCUUGGAGGUCCCACCAGACACAAGAGUCCCUUCCACCUCAGCCCAUGAGAGGCUGAUGCCUUCUGAGAAAAGGGUUAUUAUGGUUACUGGCGAUCAUCCCAUCACAGCCAAAGCGAUCGCCAAGAGUGUGGGGAUCAUUUCAGCCAACAGUGAAACAGUGGAAGACAUUGCACGUCGCCUCAACAUCGCUGUGGAGCAAGUUAACAAAUGGGAUGCCAAGGCUGCUGUGGUGACUGGCAUGGAGCUGAAGGACAUGAGCUCGGAACAGGUGGAUGAGAUCUUAGCCAACUACCAGGAGAUUGUCUUUGCCCGGACAUCCCCCCAGCAGAAGUUGAUCAUUGUGGAGGGCUGUCAGAGGCAGGAUGCCGUUGUUGCUGUGACAGGGGAUGGAGUUAAUGACUCUCCGGCUCUAAAGAAGGCAGACAUUGGGGUUGCCAUGGGGAUAGCAGGUUCUGACGCAGCCAAAAACGCAGCCGACAUGGUCUUACUGGACGACAACUUUGCAUCCAUCGUCACUGGGGUGGAGGAAGGUCGCCUGAUCUUUGACAACCUCAAGAAGACGAUUGCUUACACCCUGACCAAGAACAUUGCUGAGCUGUGCCCCUUUCUGAUCUACAUCAUCGUCGGGCUCCCCCUGCCCAUUGGAACCAUCACCAUUCUGUUCAUUGACUUGGGGACAGACAUUAUCCCCUCCAUCGCCUUGGCAUAUGAGAAAGCUGAAAGUGACAUCAUGAACAGGAAACCUCGCCACAAGAAGAAGGACAGACUGGUGAACCAGCCGCUUGCCGUGUACUCGUACCUGCACAUUGGCCUCAUGCAAGCCCUGGGAGCUUUCCUUGUGUAUUUCACUGUCUAUGCACAGGAGGGCUUUCUGCCCCGCAGUCUCAUUAACCUGCGGGUAGAAUGGGAGAAGGACUACGUAAAUGACUUGGAAGACAGCUAUGGGCAGGAAUGGACAAGGUACCAGAGGGCAUACCUAGAAUGGACGGGCUACACGGCUUUCUUUGUUGGCAUCCUAGUCCAGCAAAUAGCAGAUCUGAUCAUCAGGAAAACGCGGAGGAAUUCCAUCUUCCAACAGGGUCCCUUCAGAAAUAAAGUCAUCUGGGUGGGGAUCGCCUCACAGAUUGUCAUUGGGCUGGUCCUCUCCUAUGGCCUUGGAAGUGUCACAGCCUUGAGUUUCACCAUGCUUAGGGCUCAGUACUGGUUUGUGGCUGUGCCGCACGCCAUCCUGAUCUGGGUGUAUGACGAGGUGCGGAAGCUCUUCAUCAGGCUCUACCCUGGAAGCUGGUGGGAUAAGAACAUGUAUUAUUAAGACCACCUCACUUCCUAUGUCUCACAGUGGCACGUUGGGGCGCACUUGUUCAUCUUCUGACCAUUUGCUGGGAGAUUCCUCUGAAGGGCAGACGUUGUCAAAAUUCAACAAGAGGAAAUUUUCAUGCAGAAAGCUGUAUGCAGGAUACUCACUGAUGUUUUGCAUUUUAAAACUGAAAUUGAACUCUUUAUAUAGGAUCUUCUCUUCUAUCUCCAUCUCCUUGUUAAAAAAAUAUGUACAUUUUGAGGUAAUGGUACAGGGAA